Trichoderma citrinoviride is the source of this 1413-nucleotide messenger RNA. RefSeq names its product cytochrome P450. The coding region runs from base 1 to 1413 and encodes 470 amino acids. NCBI's taxonomy places the organism in Eukaryota, Fungi, Ascomycota, Sordariomycetes, Hypocreales, Hypocreaceae. Gene Ontology annotation, molecular function: monooxygenase activity; iron ion binding; heme binding. The record is from RefSeq and is a predicted model, not a curated record. The transcript is spliced from 8 exons.
AUGGUUUUUCUAGUCGCGAUAGCUUUCGUCGUCUAUGGUGCUUGCCUUGGAAUUUACCGCUUAAAGUUCUCUCCCCUUUCGAAGAUUCCCGGGCCCAAGCUGGCUGCUCUGACGUACUGGUAUGAGACUUACUAUGAGGUAUGGAAGGGCGGACAAUACUUUCGCGAAGUCGACAAGAUGCAUAGACAAUACGGUCCAAUUGUGCGAGUCACCCCGAAUGAGGUACAUUUUGACGACCCAAGUUUCCUUGAUGUCAUUUAUCCCAGCCGAGGAAAAAAGAUCAACAAACCCGAUGUUCGCCGCCUCGAGCCCAUUGUCAAACAGCAAAUUGAGCAGAUCUUUAGGCGCAUGGAGGACUCAGCUAAACGGCAAGAAGUUGUGAAGAUGCACCACUUGUUCAAAGCCUGCGCGAGCGACAUCAUCACGCUCUAUGCUUUUGGCGACUCGUUCAGCUUCUUGCACCAGCCCGACUAUGGAAGAGGAUACUUUGACGCAUGUGAUCAACUCAACACCAUGACACACGUCUUUGGCAAUUUCCCUUGGCUUAGGAUCUUGGCUUCGUCUGCCCCUGACUGGGCUAUGAAGAAGCUUUUGCCGUCCAUGUCGGAAUUUUUGGACAAGAAAGAGUGGUGGAUCGGAAAGAUCCGUGAAAUCAGAGGCUCUGUCGAUCCAAAACUUGCGCAAAAUACCAUAUUGGGUGGCAUACUCAACAGUACUCUCCCUGCAGAGGAUAAAACAGAUGCGAGAGUGGCGAGUGAAGCACAGUUGGUUGUGCUUGCUGGCGAAGGCACUACUGCGCUCGCCCUCACUACAUCUCUGUAUCAUCUACUGGCGAAUCCUGAUAUUCUACAAAGACUGAGAGAUGAGCUUAUGGAAGCAGUACCUGAAAGAAACCGCCUCCCGACCGCUUCAGAAGUCGGUGGACUUCCCUAUCUGAACGCCAUCAUCAACGAGGCUAUUCGCCUGCACCCCGGAGUCAUGCAUCGACAAGUCCGCGUUUGUCCCAGCGAGACAAUUGUAUACAAGGAUCAAUCCAGUGGUGCAGAGUACUGCCUUCCGCCGGGUACAUGCUACAGCAUAUCACCGCUUACCAGCCACAUGAAUUCGAGCGUCUUUAAAGACCCUUAUGAAUUCUGUCCACAGAGAUGGAUCGAGACUCCUGAGAUCUCUAGGGCAUUUAUGGGCUUUUCAAAAGGGUCAAGGGGCUGCGUAGGCAUGGGCCUUGCGCGCCAUGAAAUGACUCUGGUGUUGGCCAGCCUGUUUCUCAAAUACGACGUGUACAGCGGGCAAAGCGGACCAACGUUGGAACUGUUCGAUACGAUUCGCUCCCGAGAUAUCGAUGCCAACAGGGAUUACAUCGUUCCACUUCCUGCUAAGGGGAGUCUGGGCCUCCGUGUGAAGAUACGGAAUUGA